AUUCUUGAAGACCUGGAUGAGCAAAUUUAUAUUAUUACCCUGGAGGAAGAAGCACUCCAGAGACGCCUAAAUGGGAUGUCUUCAUCGGUAGAAUGCAACAUAAUGGAGUUGGAGCAAGAACUUGAAAAUGUAAAGACUCUUAAGACAAAACUAGAAAGGCGAAAAAAGGCUUCAGCAUGGGAAAGAAAUUUGGUGUAUCCUGCUGUUAUGGUUCUACUUCUUAUCGAGACAUCCAUCUCGGUCCUUCUGGUGGUGUGUAAUAUUCUUUGCCUAUUGGUUGAUGAAACAGCAAUGCCAAAGGGAACAAGGGGCCCUGGAAUAGGACAUGCUUCUCUCUCUACUUUUGGUUUUGUGGGAGCUGCACUUGAAAUCAUUUUGAUUUUCUAUCUUAUGGUGUCUUCCGUUGUUGGUUUCUAUAGCCUCCGAUUUUUUGGAAACUUUACACCCAAGAAGGAUGACACAACCAUGACAAAGAUCAUUGGGAAUUGUGUGUCCAUCUUGGUCUUGAGCUCCGCUCUGCCUGUGAUGUCCAGAACACUGGGAAUCACUAGGUUUGACCUACUUGGAGACUUUGGAAGGUUUAAUUGGCUGGGCAAUUUCUAUAUUGUCCUGUCCUACAAUUUACUCUUUGCCAUUGUGACAACAUUGUGUCUGGUCAGAAAAUUCACCUCUGCUGUACGAGAAGAACUUUUCAAGGCCCUAGGGCUUCAUAAACUCCACUUAUCCAAUACUUCAAGGGAUGCAGAAGCAACCAAGCCAUCUGCAAAUGGGCAUCAGAAAGCACUGUGAGACCCCCCGGUGGGCAAGCAUUCUGCAAGCAAGAGCCCCGAGAGGUUGAACUUGUGACAUUCCUGCCUGCCAGAUGUAGAGUGUUUUCACACUGACCUCGGUGCAUGUUUAGGGCCUGGGCCUAGCAGUGUCUUUUUGUUGUAAUCUAAGAACUUGGCUAUUGCUGAUCUUGUUUUUUAAAUUUGGCUUUCUGGUAAACCCGAUGGUUUCCAGUUCAGCACAGGUUCCUGGAGACAUACAGGAAAGCACACGUCUGUGGCUGUGUCAUCCUGAUGUGAAAAUGUGUCAGAAAUGGCCAGCCGAGACUUUGGAGGAGGCACUUAGUUCCCCUUGUGUGUUUCACUCCGCGUGGAGACACCUACCCAGAAGGCUCCCUGGCACCAAGGGAGGUUUGCAGGCCUGAUGGAAACUGCUUGUAGAGGCCGUCACUGCAGCGGCCACACCAGAACAAUAAUUGGAAAUUCAUUUUUUAUUUCCUUAAAAAAAAUACAGUUUCCGAUUUAGAUUACAGAAUUUUCACUAGACUUUGAGACAAGGAAAAAUGUUAAAUUCUUUUAAACCCUAAGCCUUGGUGACAAGCCACAGGAGCAUCUUCCGUGUUCCUUAAAGGACACUCUGGUGAGUGUGUCAUUGUAGUUAAGGGACAGUUGACCAGUGUACGGCUCAGUCUUACCUCUCAUAACACAGUUGCCAGUGUUGAGUACACUUGUAACUUAGAUUUUGCCUUAUAGGCUAUAUGUACACUCACUUUUUUAAAGCAUUAUUUUUCAGAAAAUCACUUAAUUCCCUAUGCUUCUAUGAUGUUUGUGGGAAAUGUCAAUGCUAAGUGAUAGAAACCCAUUCUUUCCUCAUAUUCUUCAGGCUUUGGUUACUUUUAUAUACACCAGUUUAAGCCUUUGACUUACAAAAGUUACCAGCUCAACACCCAGCGCUUAUAGAUUGGCAUUCUUGAUGUGAGAAUAGGUUUACACUGUAACAUAAUCUGAUAAUCAGCUUUUACAUUGUAAAUACUCCUGGUUUCCCAACUCUUGAGUCCAUUGAUCAAAAAGCAUUAACAUAUGCUCUGUGUUAUCUCACCCACUAGGAUAGGAUCCCGAGCGCUAUGCAUGCAAAAAGACUAGGUCGGCCCCUUAGCACACAGUUCAUAGUUAUGUGAUCUGUAUAAGUAGGUAUGUUCACAUGCACCAUGUGUAUGGCAAUAGGUUGUCUGUGUUCAGACAAAAGUAAAACAUUUUUCUAAAAUUGUUGAAUUUGAAGAUAUGGGUGGGGGGCGGGGGAGAAAUUUAUGAAAAAUAGGCUGUAUUUAUUGACAUAAAAAUUUUCCACGUAGAACCAAACAAUAAGAAAAUUGGAUCUGUACUGUAUAUUUAUAAGUUCCAUUGAGAUACUUCUAAUAUAUACUUCUGCAUUUUCUUCUGAGCUUCUCAUCUUUUGAAAAUGCAGCUUAGCUUUAAAAUGAGUAUUCACUUUGUGGUUCUAAGCAACACUCAGCACAUGCCACCAGUCUAUUGGUGGAUUUCUCAGUAUAAGACCUACACACCUAGAAACUUAAUAAAAGGUCUGCUGCUUUGUAAUUUCACUGUUCUGUCUACGUUAGUGUUAAUUGCAAGCUUUGAUUUUUUUUUACUGAAUCUUGGAGUCUACACUUCGAGCAGACCAAGUCCAAGGGAGAACGGAAAGAUGCUGUGUUCUAAAAUCACUUCUGUAUCAGUGUCGGGGCACAUCCAGUGAAAGAGUUCCUGGGCAUUUGUAAGAUGUCUGAAAGUUUUUUAGUAAAAUAUUAAACUUUUCAUUGUGUCUCA
Chinchilla lanigera (long-tailed chinchilla) is the source of this 2591-nucleotide messenger RNA. It is a transcript of the gene Lmbr1, whose product is annotated as limb development membrane protein 1. Gene Ontology annotation, biological process: signal transduction. The record is from RefSeq and is a predicted model, not a curated record. Gene Ontology annotation, molecular function: transmembrane signaling receptor activity. NCBI's taxonomy places the organism in Eukaryota, Metazoa, Chordata, Mammalia, Rodentia, Chinchillidae.